Helicoverpa armigera (cotton bollworm) is the source of this 3438-nucleotide messenger RNA. RefSeq lists its product as uncharacterized. Gene Ontology annotation, molecular function: protein binding; RNA binding. Gene Ontology annotation, cellular component: nucleus. The coding region runs from base 139 to 3342 and encodes 1067 amino acids. Gene Ontology annotation, biological process: poly(A)+ mRNA export from nucleus. The record is from RefSeq and is a predicted model, not a curated record. The transcript has 22 exons. Lineage: Eukaryota; Metazoa; Arthropoda; Insecta; Lepidoptera; Noctuidae.
UAUGUAAUUGUGAUAGAUGAAUCUAACUCUGAAACAAAACGUUUUCGAUUUGUUUCUUGUAUUGUAUUGUGAAAAUAAGAAUAAGCCGCUAAAUAUUGUAUUACAGUAGAUAGGAGUGAGUAUUAAUAAAAAAGUGACAUGUCGCAACCUAAUGUGACUGUCCUAUCAGGGAAUCCAAUACAAAAAAAGAAGCUCAAGAAAAAUAAUUUCUGGGUACAGAAAAACUUUAUACCGUCACAAGUUUUGCAACCAGUCAGAGAGUUAUUAGAGGUACCUACGGUUGAAGAACCACCGGUUCUAUUACCACCUCCUCCGACUCUUAUAGACCUUGUCGAUGGUAAAUCCAAGUCCAUACCACAAAUACCAAGCGUUAAAAAGAAACCAACAGAAACAAAGAUAAUAACUGCUGAAAAUAAAGUUUCUCCAGGAGAAAAGUUACCUGGAAAAGCUGCCAUGGAUUUCUCUGAAGAUAUAAAAAUUCCAGAUGUUGGUCCUGCCAAACCAGCAAAUCAAGGUGGUCCGAAACCAGGACAAAUGGCUGGUCAAAAGCCAAAGAAGAAAAAAUAUAAGGGCAAAAAGAAAGGAAAAAUAUAUAUAUAUGAUAUACCAAAUAAAGUUUGGGUAAAUAAGCCAGCUGAGGCAGCAAACAAGCCAGUAACUGCAGGUCCUAGUGGAGACAAUAAUAAACAAGGGGAGAGUAAAGAGUCACCCGCACCUGGUCAAGCUACUGAAGCUACUCAGGCUACUCCGGUUACUACCGAUGCAGCCCUUAUGAAGGGAUUUACAAUACCAAAAGUGGAUUCUACGAACCUGCCCAAGAAAAUUACCCUAAAAACAAAGAAAAUUCUUCAACAAGAGAUGGUGAGACAGCGGAUGAACUGGAUCAAAAAUAGUAGUAAUCCUAAUAAUGCAGGAAAUGUACCUGGAACUUCAGGAGCUAGUAACGUGCCACAAGCAAUGGUUCCUAGCCCAACUAAUCCGGGUAUUCCGGGUAAUAAUAUACCCGGAUCGGUUGGGACCCCAUCACCAAAUGCAGGAGCUCAAGCUACUUCCAUUCUAGGACCAGCUCCGACUACGCUACCAGUAUUGGGUACGCCGCAAGCACAGGCACCGCGGAGCAAUGCGGGCAGUUUCUUCAACAUGGCAGUCACACAGUCUCAACCCACGCCCAAGCCAGCCAGACCUAUAAUGCCAGAUAUUUAUGCUUAUAAAUACAAUAACUACCCGAAAGGGAUACCAAAAAGUUUCCUAAUGAAAGCAGAAAACCAACAAGCAGUAACCGCCGAUUCACCAAUAUGGCCGACUCAAAAUUACUACCAAACUAUGAACGCUGGCCAACCAACAUUGGCCCAACAGGAGCCAGAAGUGAAUGUUAUUGAACCAAUGAAUACGGACCCAUCGCCAAUAUUUGUCCAAACGGAGAACCAAUCUGAUGUCCCACAGCCUUAUUCGCCGUCCGAUAUUUAUGCGGAAAUGAAUGCUAAUCCUGAACCCGAAGACCCGGAGUCUCCCGACCAGGGUCAAGGCAAUCAGAAACGUUUGAGUGCCUUCCACAGACUGGGCCCGGUGGCACAGCCUAAGAAACCCAAGCUUACUAUCAACUUGACUCUGAAUAAGGAACAACCUGUACGGGAAGUAGUAGACGAGACGGACAAUGACCCAGACCGUUACACUCCGGUACACUUACGUCAGGACAUCAUCAAUAGUACUGACGCGACGGUAGUUCAGUACUUACCCAACUGGCCUUGGAGGAAAAACGUUGGCAUCAGGAAGAGUGCUACUGCUAGGAGUUCUAGAUCCGCCAUGAUUUUAGAACAAGAGCAAAUGGAGGAAGCAUACGACAAAAAUAACUUUUUUAUUCAAAUCUCUGUAAAAGGCUACCCUUCAACGUGGACAAAGGAACGAGUUUUGGACGCUAUACUUGAUAGUGUAAAAGGAUAUAGUCUCAUACCUUGUUUUAUAGAGUUCGAAGAGCACCAAUGCAAAUUCUUAACCCUACGCUCCCGUUCGGCGCUCAUAGUGUUACACAAAAAUGGCCUCUAUAUCCACAAGGACGGGGUCGAAUUGACCAUAACUGUGUCACUGCCUAAUUUGACCCUCAAUCAAAUAGAUUUUAUACCGAGAAUCGUACUCAGAAAGCGAGUGGCCAUGGGUUAUUCGGAUAAGAAGCUCAAUUUGAGCGCGUUUACUUUGCAAAAUGAUAUAAGCCACUUCAUUUAUUUCCCGUUGAACUGCAUGAGCAAUCAGACGGCGUUCGUUCAGCUACAGAGCGUCAUCGAAUGGGAAAACCUUGUUGAACUGGAUCUAUCUGAAAACAGAUUAACUUCCAUCGCCGGUUUCGAACUCCACACAAUGACGCCAAGGCUGAAACAUCUCAACUUAGCCAACAAUCACUUGGAGAAGAUCAAUCUUCUACUCAGCUGCAGGAAUUUGCCCCUCAAGUCGAUACGCUUGGAGGGAAACCCGUUGUGCCACGAUUAUAUUGACCCGGAACAUUAUAUUAAAGUUAUUAAGUUGAUGUUUCCAGCUGUUGAAGAGAUUGACGGCGUAAAAAUCCAUCGUAAAGGCGAGUUACCCGAACACAAACAGAACUACUGUCCGGACGAGGCUUCAGAAAUAGCUGAGAAGUUCCUAGAAACAUACUUCCCACUGUUAGACUCGGCGUCGGAAAACAGAUCCCAGAUACAAGGGAUGUAUGAAGAUGACGCUACUCUGACUGUCACUUAUUGUUAUAAAUUACGCUACGGACCAAUAUACAGAUGUUUCAGAAACCUAUUCCUGUACGCGCGGUUUCUAGACGAAGGUGAAACAGAUUCAGUAGUGGGUGCCAUGGCGAUCACGAAACUUAUUAAUAGAUGGCCACAGACUGAACACGACCCUUUUACUUUUACUGUUGAUGUUUUGUAUCAUACUGAAACCACAACAAUACUACGCAUCAGCGGCAUACUAAAACUAACAGCUGAAACAUUAGCGGAAGACGAACACCUACUAUCUUUCACUCGCACUGUAGUACUAUAUUCUGAAGAGGGCGACGAGUAUAAGAUACACAAUGAAAUGAUUUAUUGGGAAGAACCGUCGGCGGCUGCCGCGAGAGCCGCUUUCAGGGUUAAUACGAUUUCCCAGAAUAAAUUAAAUCUAAAAAUUGAAUCCACCACAGAUGAAGACCUACGAGCCCACAUUCUAAAAAUUUUCAUGAAACUAACUACUAUGGAUAAAAAAAUAAGUGAAAGGUGUUUGGAGCGUAACAGUUGGAACUUUAAGCUUGCUUUGGAGGAUUUUACCAAGUUAUUGAAGGCAAACAACUUGGAGUCACUGAAUGAAGAAGUACAAUGUGCUGCAUAAAUAUAACUUUAUUGUCUCAUCAUAACAGUCAUGUAACUUUCAUUCGGAAGAAUUUAAUGAAAUUCAUAAAUAAAUAUUAUAUACGUUUUAUUCUGA